Molecule: messenger RNA, 675 nt
Organism: Rangifer tarandus platyrhynchus (Svalbard reindeer)
Lineage: Eukaryota; Metazoa; Chordata; Mammalia; Artiodactyla; Cervidae
Source: the annotation of a GenBank genome assembly
AUGGCCGGGAAGCUUGGCGUGUUGUUCAUGCUCUGGAAUCAGGUGACUAUGGCAACAGCGGAGACCAUGUGUCACCCAGACGAAUAUGAGGUUCCAGGCAACCCUUCUUGCAGCAGAGUCUGCCCGGCUGGCUAUCACGUAAGCAGACCCAUAAGCCAGGACCACCCCAUCGGAGCCUGCUCGCCGUGCGAGUCUGGAACUUUCAGAGCUCAUCCCAGCGUGGAGACCCAGUGCAUGCUGUGUGCCCAGUGCAGAGAGGAUCAGGAAGUGGUGAAGCACUGCUCCCCGACCAGCGACCAGGAGUGCCAGUGCCGGCAGGGCAAGUUCUUCUGCGACUCCGUGGACUGCACAGAAAGCUGCAUCCGGUGCGCAAGGUGUGAAGACAGUGCCGUCCUUCAAUCCUGCAAUGCCACAAGUGAUACGGUUUGUGCCACAAAUCCACAGUCAGGAAACCCGGGGUCACCAUGGGCCUGCAUGGGUGUGGCUGUGCACAUUUGCACCACCAUCUACUUCAUCAUCAUCAUCGGCUCAAUUCCUGUAUGCUGUUUUGCUGUCAGCCGUAGAAGAAAAGGAACUUGGAAUAUGCUAAGUGGCUCUGCCCCAGGGACCAGCCAGUCCAGCGGCCUCAAGAACGGCCCGCCGGCCCCGGGUGGGGACACCGCCUGGAGUUGCUGA